AACCUACUCGGGCCAGUCGGAUCCGAAUAAAACCCAUAUCCGCUAUCAAAUCCCUAAAUCUGGACCUCAGUACGCCGAGACAACUUAUUUACCUACUCGGACACUCCGAAUCCGUGUUUUCACUCUUCUGCGAUGGCCGACGAAGCGAACAGAGCUGCUUUUAUAGAGAUUCAAGGUCGCAUGAUUGAGAUCACUGGAAAACUGAAACAGGUGCAGAUCCAGCUGCGAAACAAAGAGGGUGAAAAGAAGCGAGCUUUCCUAACCUUGGAGGAGCUGCGACAAUUGUCUGAUGAUGCAAAUACCUACAAAUCUAUAGGGAGAACGUUUUUUUUAGAGCCCAAGUCAGUUUUAAUGAAUGAGCAGGAACAAAAGCUGAAGGAUAGUGAAACUGCAAUUGCCUCAUUACAGACAUCAAAGGAAUAUUUAGAGAAGCAGAGGGCAGAGGUGGAGAACAACUUUAGGGAACUGUUGCAGCAAGAUCCAGGCCUUGCUCGUCAGAUAAUGUCUAUGACUGUAAUGUGAAUCUGACAUUUCUGAGAAUUUCUGCCUUGUGGUUUCUUACAAAAAGAAAAAUGUGAUAUUGGUAGAUUGUAAUGUUUGUUCAGAGAAGUCUGGUUUUCCAUAUCUGGUGAGACGUUCUGAUGAAUGAAGCCAGAUAUGCUACUCUUACAAGACCUUGUUCAUUAUUCCUAUCUGAGAAUCUUCCCAUAAAUCUAUAUUCAAUAGUUACAGUAA
Messenger RNA from Juglans microcarpa x Juglans regia, 735 nucleotides. Its product is annotated as prefoldin subunit 1. The coding region runs from base 133 to 522 and encodes 129 amino acids. The record is from RefSeq and is a predicted model, not a curated record. NCBI's taxonomy places the organism in Eukaryota, Viridiplantae, Streptophyta, Magnoliopsida, Fagales, Juglandaceae. Gene Ontology annotation, cellular component: prefoldin complex; cytoplasm. The transcript is spliced from 6 exons. Gene Ontology annotation, molecular function: protein folding chaperone. Gene Ontology annotation, biological process: protein folding.